AUGAGAUUAUUUCUUACUCCAGAAUUUCAAAAUAUAAAAAUGAUUGCUAAACUCUUAACAUGUUUUAUGUCAGAUUAUUAAUAAAUUCUUAUAUUAAAAUCACUAAAUAUUAUGGGUUGCUGUAUUAGUUAACAAAAAACUCAAGAAGCUGUUAUCUAAACUUAAAUUAAAAGGGCUGUUGAGGAACAAGAAGAAAUAUCAAAUAUUGAGAAUGGUUAAUAAGAGUGUUAGGAUAUUAUUGAAUAGUUUGAACCAAAGAUAAAUGAGUAAAAAAGAGAAGAAUAUAAGGGAAUAAAUCAAAAAAGCGAAGAAGAAGAGGAUAAGUAAGAAAAAAAAUAAUAAAAAUAAAAAACGACAAAAAGGGAUGAAAAUUAUCUUAAAGUCAUCGAAUACAAAAGCAUUAAAAUAAAUUACUACAUUCUUAUACCUAAAAAUGAUGAAGUUUCUAUUUAUUAUGAUUUCAUCAUAAAUGCAAGUCAUAUAGAUUUUUAAUAUGAUAUAAAAUGCAAAGCUAUAGUUACGUCUGAACCAGAAUAACCAUUUACAAUCAAACCUUUCUCUUAUUUAGAAGCAUCAUCAAAUUCAAGUUAUGAUAUAUUUUUUAGAAACGAUACAUAUUUUAAUACAGAUUAAUCAUUAAAUACAAACAGAUAAUCUUUUGAUACUCUUUUAGAAGUAGAAAGAACUCUAAAAAGAAAAAAAGAAUAAGCUAUUUUACCUGCUGCAUUUUAAAUACGUCCAUUGAAAUAAGAUGAUUCACAUUCUAAUUUAAAUAGCCCAAGAAGAUCACCAAAAAAACAAAAAGUUAAAGUUUAAACAGAAGUUGUUUCAGAAAUGCUUGAAAUUAUGCAUGUAUUUGAUUUGGAAUUAUGUCCACGUUUCCAUUAAUUAUUAUUUUUCUUAAUGGUCUAAUAAUAAAUGCCAAAAUUAAAACAUUAUCUAGUUAACAUUUCUGAAGUUUAUUUCCUUUUUGAUUAAAAACCUUCUUUAGAUGAACAAUCAGUUUAAAAAAUUGCUAUAUUUUAUGAAUAUUUAGAUUAUAAUCUUUUAGAACUAUAAGAUUAUUUGAUUAAAGAAAAAAAAUAGUUAUCUCAUCUAUUAUUUUUAAAAUUAUGUCUAGAUCUUACUUCAAUUUUUUAUAAUUGUUAUAAAGCAUUUACAUAUAGAUGUAAUUUUACAUUAAGAUCAAUAUACUAUACAAUGAAAAAUAGAAAAUUUAAAUUAUAAGCAUUUGCAAGAUUGUAAACUUUAAUAAGAUUUUCAAAUUAAGAAGAUGUAACAUAGCUUUUACAAUCUGUAAGUGAGUAAAAGUUUAAAUUUUUUAUAAAAGAUUUUGAGAAAGAUUUUGGAGCAUUAUGUGAUAUAAUUCUUCUUUUUAAAAAUGUUGAUAAUUCUAUAGGAAAUAUUAAGAAAAUUAGAAGAAAGAAGAAAAAUUCUGAUGCUCAUUAUUAAAAAUAUGUAGAGUUUGCAAUGAAUUAAUUAGAUGCUGAAGGAACAGAUAAAUUAAUACAUGAACUUAUAAGAUUAAAAUGUCAGCCAAUAAGCAGGGAAAACUUUGAUUAUAUAUUAGAGGAAAUUAAAACAUUAUUAAUAACUUUAGAAUAACAAAUUUAAGAUGAAGCCUAACAAAAAGAAAAAUUAGAGGAUUUAAAGGAAUAAAUGCUAUUAUAAAAUGAAAGUAUAAUAAAAGUAAAUAAUAUUUAAUAAGUUGAUUUAAUUAAUGAAGAAGAUAAUGAAUUACAUAAAUUUGAAACUAGAUAACCUAAAAUAUAAAAAAAGUAAAAAAUAAAACCAAAUGAAAAUGAUUUAUUUAAUGAAAUGAAGUACUCUGCGUUAUUUUAUUUUGAAACAUUUAUGGAAAGAAGCUAAUAAUAUUUACUACAAUGUACUAAUGAUGCUCAUCGAGCAUAUGCUUUAAUACUUUAAUCUAUAGGAUAAACUAUGAAUAUUCCAUCAAGGGAAUAAAAAAUAGUAGAAUAAUAAUUAAUUUUACAAGAAGCAAGUAAAUUAGUAUUAAAGGAAAAAGUGUUUCUAAUUUAAGAUUCUUUUAAUUAUUAUUUGUUAUUGACUUUAAUAAGUUCAUUAAUAGAUAAACCAAUUUAAUUGUUAAAUUAACUUAAGUCUUUAAUUUAAUAAUAAAAUAAUAUAAGAAGGAAAUAAAUUAGACCUAAAUUAAGCACACAUCAUACUUGUACAGGGAUAAUUGAAAUGAGAAAGGCACUUAUAUUGGAUCUAUUUUAUAUUGAUCAUUAUUUGAAACGCCAUUUAUAUACAAAUGCCACAUAAUUAGUGUAACAUAUAAUAACAUAGCAAUUAAGAUUCAAUUUAAAAUCUUACUUACUUUAUGGUAGAAGUCUUUUCAUCAGUGGAAUAAUAUGUGAAAAAAUGAUGUAACCAGUAUCUUCAAUGCUUAAUUUAGAAGUGUGCAGAUUAAUCUAUUAACAGUUUUUCCCUGUUUCAAAAUUUAUGUAUCGAGAUGAGGAAACUAAUUAAAUGGUUGAUGUUGAAUACUAAGAAAAUAACAAAUAAUACAAAUAAGUAAUGAUUCAUUUUGAGAAUGAAGCAUCUGAGAAUUUAAAUAUACUUGAAUUUAAUUUGGGACUUGUAUAUUUCUCAUUAUCUGAUAAAGAGAAUGCUUUAAAGUGUUUGAGAAAAGUUAAAGAAGCUAGGGAAAAGAAAUACGACAUAGUUUCAGAUGAAGUUUUAGAAGUUGUUUUAUAAAUCUUAAAAAUACAUGUUGAAUAAGAAGAAAAUGGAGCUGCCAUGGAAAUUUGUUAAGAAUACUAUGUUAAAUUUAAAUAUCUGGCUAAAUAGAAUAUUUUAACCAAAAGUAGAUACAUAGCUCGUUUAUAAUUGAUUAUGGCAGCUAUAUAUGAAUGUAAUAGGAUGUUAGUGAGUGCUUUAAAAUAUUAUUAAAAAGCAAAUAAAACAUUUGCAAUGUCAAAAAAUAAUUCUUACGUUAGAUAAUUACAUAUUUUAUAGAAAAUAAAAAAAAUAGUGGAAGUAAUAAAGAUUAAAGCUUAUUAAUCACAUAGUUUAGAGUAAUAAUCAGAAUUUAAUAUUGAACAUUAUUUAGGUCAUCUUUCUGAGAGAGUGAAACCUUAUUUCAAUAAUUAAUUUAUUCGAGUUUUAGAGAAUGAUAAAAUAAUCUUAUAUAAUGUUAAUCUUAUGAAAAGAUAUGUAAGGGCAAAUUAAAGUUUAAGAAACUUAGAGUAUUAAAAAGCUUUAAGAAGUUAUCAAAGAAUCCAUUAAAGAUUCAAAAAGAAAAAAGUAGAUGAAUGUUAUGGUUUUACUUUAGAAAAGAUUGGUACAAUUUAUUUGAUUUAAAGAAACUUAAAAGUUGCAAUUCAGCAUUUAAAAUUGGCUUCAGAACUUCAUGAUCGAUACUUGGAAUUUCCUUUAAAAGAAAUGAGAAUAUUGACAUGUGAAAUAUAUACUUUACUUGGUUGGGCUAUUCUAAAAAAUAGUAAAGAGAUUUAAAAAUAAAUGGCUUUGAUUGAUGAUUAUAUUUAGAAUAUAAAUGAUAUAAUGAAUUGGUAAAAUAUACCUUAUAAAUAAAGAUCAAAUAAAUUUGCAAUAUUAUCAAAUAAAUUAGGAAGAUCUGUUUUAUAUAUUUUAAAUGAUCUUUUUGAAAGAAUUGAAAAAUAUAAUAAGUUAAGAAUCAAAUUUUGUUAGAAUUUGAAUAAUGAAUAAUUUUUAUCUGAUAUUUCAGAAAAAUUUAUAAAUGAAAAAUUCAAUUAGUAGACUGUAAGAAAUUCAGAUAUUUCAAUACAAAGAAAAUCAUGUCUUUUUGGAUUGUUUAGUUUUGGUAAAAGAAGAUAAGCUACUUGGCUUCCAGGAAUUUAAAGUAAUUAGGAAAUAAAUUUAAAAAAUGAUGUAUCAAUUGAGAUUCAACAAACUUCAAGAAAAGACAAAUAAAUUGAAAAGGUUUCAAAUAUUUAAGAAAAAAAGAAAUCAAUUAUAAUUAAAUAGACUGAAAAAGAUAAAUAUAUCUAAUAACUUAAAUUAGAUAGACCAGAAAUAUAUGUUUAAUUAUAGGAAUUCGAUAUAGAUUAAAAAACAAGUUCAAAAAUAAAGUCAUCUUUGCCAGCUACAGCUAUGGUUAGUCCAAUUCUCAGUCCAGUUAGUGUGAAAUCACCAUUUCUAUCAAAAAGCUAAGAUAAAAAAAUAAAUCCUUUUGAAAAAGUUAGAAGAAAAAAAUGA
Molecule: messenger RNA, 4203 nt
Organism: Paramecium sonneborni
Lineage: Eukaryota; Ciliophora; Oligohymenophorea; Peniculida; Parameciidae
Source: the annotation of a GenBank genome assembly